Molecule: messenger RNA, 2374 nt
Organism: Aspergillus saccharolyticus JOP 1030-1
Lineage: Eukaryota; Fungi; Ascomycota; Eurotiomycetes; Eurotiales; Aspergillaceae
Product: serine/threonine-protein kinase
Exons: 3
Coding region: 235-2100 (621 amino acids)
Biological process (GO): protein phosphorylation; regulation of cytokinesis; mitotic spindle organization
Cellular component (GO): spindle pole centrosome; spindle microtubule; spindle midzone
Molecular function (GO): protein kinase activity; ATP binding
Source: RefSeq, a predicted model, not a curated record
AAACUGUUCACAGACAGGGAAACCCUAGACUCAGGUAAACAGAGUUUCUGGACGACAGCCGCAUGAUUCCUGGUUGACAGUCCAUUUUCCAAUCCUAUUUCAUCAUCAACUUUUCUUUCCGGCUGCUGCUGCUGCUGCUGCUACCUUACCUCAACUCUUCCUCCCUUCCCCCCUUCCCUCCGCUUCUACAUUUCUCUUUUCCAUUUCAACCAACCCCCCACCUUACUCAGCACUAUGAGUACCAUACAGAAUCUCAAAAAUUUCAUACGUCAUGGCAAGCAAGCCCGCCUGGUGACGCCGCAUGCCGAACCCACCACCAAUGUUUCGCCCAUCCAUGCCGAACAACAACGUCAACCACAAGGCUCCUAUCCUGCCGCUGCCGGCAACCUCGAUGCCAUUGAUAGCAAAUUGGGCAACGGUCACGCUCAGCCUGCCCAGCGCAACUCCGACUCAUCACAGCCUAGACGAGCUCGUGAACUCGAGAUCGAGCAAAUCAUCGCAGAAGAGAAGAGCAGUCGGAACAAGAUGCCGAAAUACCCGGGUCUCGAGCGCUGGAUCUUGGUGGAGAAGAUGGGAGAUGGUGCUUUUAGCAAUGUCUAUCGCGCCAGGGACACCACUGGCGAGUUUGGCGAGGUCGCCAUCAAGGUGGUGCGCAAAUUCGAGAUGAACAGCAACCAGCGCGCCAACAUCCUGAAGGAAGUGCAGAUCAUGCGCAACCUCGAUCACCCAAACAUCGUCAAGCUGAUCAGUUUCUCCGAGUCGCGUCAAUACUACUACAUCAUUCUCGAGCUCUGCCCCGGUGGCGAGCUGUUCCAUCAGAUCGUGCGAUUGACCUAUUUCAGCGAAGAGCUUAGUCGCCAUGUUAUUGUGCAGGUCGCCAAGGCGAUUGAGUAUCUUCACGAGACUUCUGGAGUCGUGCAUCGUGAUAUCAAACCCGAAAAUCUUCUCUUCUAUCCGACAGAGUUCAUCCCAAGUAAACACCCCAAGCCUCGCCAGCCCGGCGACGAAGACAAGGUUGAUGAGGGCGAGUUCAUCCCGGGACAAGGCGCUGGUGGUAUCGGGGUGAUCAAGGUCGCCGACUUUGGGUUGUCUAAGGUUAUCUGGGACAGUCAAACUAUGACGCCAUGUGGCACGGUCGGAUACACCGCCCCCGAAAUCGUCAAAGAUGAGCGGUACUCUAAGAGUGUCGACAUGUGGGCUCUGGGCUGCGUUCUCUAUACUCUCCUCUGCGGGUUUCCGCCCUUUUAUGACGAAAGCAUUCAGAUCCUGACAGAAAAAGUCGCCCGUGGUCAAUACACCUUUCUAUCGCCGUGGUGGGACGACAUUUCCAAGUCCGCCCAGGAUCUGAUCUCACACCUUCUGACUGUGGACCCGGAGAAGCGCUACACCAUCAAGCAGUUCCUCGCCCAUCCCUGGAUCCGAGGCACUGACGAGGCGACAGAGGCCGCUGCGGACGCACCUCCUCUCGCCACCCCUCUUACUACUCGCAAGCAGGGACAGCCCUUGGAUGCAUUCUCGGCCGAUCAGGCGCCGUUUGCUCCGCUCAGCGCCCGCCUCGGCGACCAACCUUCGGCUGGUAUCGAGCGUCCCAUGGAUUUCCGUUCGCCUGGUGCAAUCAACCUGCGCGAGGUGUUCGAUGUUGGUUAUGCCGUGCACAGACAAGAAGAAGAAGGCAAGCGUCGCAAGAACUUCCGUCAGGGAUACCGUGGCGCCAAUCCCUCGACGAACUUCCGGUCGGGGCUUAAUCCUUUGAACGAAGACUACGAUGAGCCAGACGAGAUCAGCUAUCAACCCGUCCAGCGCGAGGACUUCGCUCCGUCCAAAAUCCCGAAAUCGUCCCAGCAGGCCGGCGAUGUCGCCGCCAUGGAGGCGAAAUUGCGAUCAACGAACUUGGGGGCUGCGCCGAGCCAUGCCGCUCAGGCACGACAGGCCCACCAGCCUCGACAGCAACAAGGAUACGGACAGCACAGUGCCAAGGUGGCCGCCGCUGCAAGGCAAAGCAUUGCCCGAGGCGCGCGGGAGCCCUUCGAGCUGAACCUCGACAAUGCUACUCUUCUAGAGAAACGAGGCCGACGCCAACAGGGUCAGCCUGUUGCUUAGGUUCCUUACCGAUGAUCCGAGGUCACGUCCUUAACGAAUCGAGACAGCUUUCGGGCUAUGAAUCCUUAUUUAUGAGUUCAGUGCAUAUGGUGACAAGGUUUCUCUGAUUUGGUGAAUGGGAUUGAUUCCUCCGGGUGGUUUUAUCUUUCUAUUGGUCGCAUAACUCUGGGUGUUCUUCCAUUUUUCUUUUGCCUUUCUUCCCUUCGGUUCAUGAUAAAACCUUUGCGUGCUUUACUUCUUUGCGUUGAUGACUCGAAGUUUCUACUCCCGAUUU